AUGAGGUUUAGAAAUCUACUCGCAAGUCAAUUCUUGAUUUGGGCUCUUAUUGUCAAAACUGUUUUAACUACGGAUAUAUACUACGUCACCACUCGAAAGAAUGGUGGUCGAAAUGAAAGUAACGUAGGUACGAAUGGCGACACAGAAUUGUGGAUUCGAGGUGCCGGCUUCGUACCUAAUGCAUUCACUGGAUUAUCAUCCGCGAACAAGACCUACGAGGUCAAAUUAGUGAAUAACUACACUGCAUAUGAUUGUGAUGUUGCCGUCAAUGAGAUCACUGAUACUCGAAUAUUAUGCUAUACAACGGCAAUGCCUGAGGACAGGUAUUUGGUUCGGGUUUAUGUUAAUAACGUCUUGGUGCCAUUGGAGAACUAUGGUGCGACAUUGUAUUACGCUUUUGUCAAUGUAGCGCAACAGUAUACACCGAUGAUAACAGGUAUCUCGAUGGCAUCUGGUUUACCACAAAGUUUGAUUUCGAUAAAUGGUAAUUUUCGAACGAAUUGUUAUUCACGUGAUACGGAUUAUUGUGCUCAAGACAAAACUCCAAUCAUUUCACGUAUUUAUAUCGGUGAUUAUAUUUGUAACUUGGUCGAUCCUAUUCGUGGAACCCUUUAUGCGAACGUUACAAACACCUCUCUUCAAUGCCGUUUCGACAGCAAUGUUAUUGGAAUAUUCAAUGUUAGUUUGAUCGUUACAUAUUCUUAUGGUCGUUCUUCUACAUCGAUGAGUCUGUACAAACUGUCAGCUACUGGCCAGUUGUAUACUUUUCAAACUUAUCCUACUAUUUCGAAUAUUUCGCCGACUAACGGAAGUCUACAAGGCGGUACAGUCCUAACUAUCAAUGGGCAGUAUUUCAGUAAUAACAAUCAACACCUGCUAGCAGUCAAUAUUGCUGAUGCACCUUGCACAAUUCUCAGUAUCAAUUUGACAACCAUUCGAUGUCAAACAUCACAAAUGUUCAACACUAAUCGUUCUUAUUAUCACGGUGGCCGUGGCUUUCAUAUGUACUCCGAGAAUAUAUUUAUUGAUUUAGAUCGCUUGGGAAAUUCCACUCCUCCAAUGCCUGGUGUAAACGCAAAUAGAACAUGGGUAGAGGGGGCGUCGUUCUCUGCUGCGAACGCUUCCAAUACUACUGUAUGGUUCAUUGGAUAUUUACGUCCGCCCAAGACUGCGUGCUUUAUAUUUCAAUUGGAUACGAAUGUUGGUAGUGUUUUGUUUCUGAGUACGGAUGAAACUCCAAAUAAUGCCAGUCAAAUUGCCAGCAGAAAUGCGAGCCGAUCAAAGAAAAUCCGUUUAAAUAAUAACACGAAUUAUUAUCUGAUAUGCAUCGGAUCAAUAAGCCAACGAGGCGUUUUCCGUUUAUCUAUCAAAGUGAAAAUGUAUGAAGAAAAUACAGCCAUCGGAAAUGGAGAUUCAGGAAUAGUCGAAGUUCAACGGAUUAGUUAUAAUAGUUCGGAUAUCCGAGAACAACAAAGAAUCGCCUAUACGAUCAAUUCAUCCGCCACCGCCGUAUCCGAAGUGCAAAAAGUAGUUUUUCAAUCCGCAUCAUUUCAACUUGGUUUCCGAGGGGUUUAUACAAUCGAAAUGCCACUUUAUGCUAAUAAGGACGAUGUUGCCAAAGCUUUAAAUGAUUUACCAACAGUUUAUCCACUAGCGGUCAAUGUAACUUUAGAUACCAACUCAUUUGUAGUCACGUUUCCGCAACAAAUGGGUGAUGUUCCAUUAUUGACAAUCAUCUCAUCAAGUAACAGCAGUGGACGAAAUGUAACAGAAGUUACGAAAGGUGUACCAUCUGGUUCUUAUAUUGCUUUGGAAUUAGACGGUGCAGUCACACAGUAUUUGGAUUUUUCAAACAGAUCUCUGACCAAUCAAAUGCUUGUCAAUGAAUUCAGGCAGCUAUUUACCAUUCGAUGUCCACCCUCACUCUAUGAUCAAAGCGUAGAUCCAGAUAUAAUCAUUGCAAAUGAUUUCGAAAGCAACCUUUAUCCAUACGAUGACACAUUCAACGUGAGAGAAAGCGCAUUUUGUGGUCGCGGUGCAGCUACAGUUACUAAUGUUGAGACAAGUCUAGUCACGGGUAACUCAGAUCAGUCUGCUGAAUACAUCUGUUUUGCAUACAAACUGCCUCAAGGAAAGUCAAAUAUUACAAUGUAUUUUAAAGUCGAAAGUGAUCGCGACUUCGAUUCAUCGAUCACCGAAACAUUGUCAAUACCUCGAUUACUAAUUUCCGACAACUAUUGGCAUUACACAUGUAUUGCAUUACGAGACACAAUUGAAGAAUAUUUUUCUUACUUUUCUUAUGCUAACUAUCUCAUCGUUCAAGAUGUUUUUCUCGAUUCGGAUUCCCAAGGUGUCAUGUUCGACACAGUUACAUUAAGAAAAAGUGUUCCCAAUGGAUAUGAAAAUGAGGCUAAAAUUAUGUCCAGCGAUCAAUCAGCAUCAAAUGCCUGCACAUUUCCAUUCAAGUACAAUGGUGAAAGUUAUUCUCGAUGUAUUAUUAUCAACGAAGAAAAUCUUCCUGUUUGUCUAUCAUCCACGAAUCAAAUAUAUUACUGUCAAAGUUCGUCAAUCGAAGGCGUUCGACGAUUUUAUCCAAAAUAUCAACUUCUAUACAAUUCUCUCCAAAUAAGACAUACAUCGCUGAAUCGUACAAUUGACAUUUCAUUUCAAUACACAACAUGCCGUUCACCAACAUUGAUUAAAGCAUUGCCUGCCAUCUACACCAAUGUAACAUCUUUCAGCAAAACAUCCGAACCACUUGAGGGCACAUAUGAUAUUCAAUUCGACGGAGAAACCUAUCCAUCAGUCCCAGUGAAAUUAACUGCUGUUCAAAUGGCAGAUCUUUUUCAAUCAUUUGAUAAGAUCGGCUAUGUAUCAGUGAAUCGUGCAGGUAUAUGUCCAUCUUAUUCGUAUGACAUAAGUUGGUUUGCGAAGCGACAACAACCACGAAUAACGAUUGUCAAUACAACAAAUGUACGACCGAUAGGUUUAUCAGUUCGUUCGUCAUCGGUGCAAGUUGGCAACGAUGGGAAUGUUUUUUACGAUCUUCCAAAUGACAUGAUGCGAACGUGUCAUGAUACACCGCAAGUUGAAGUUCUUGUUAAUGGCUUUGCAUCGUAUUGUUCAAAUCUCAAUAAUAGCUGUCAGUUCCAGGUUUCGAUGGCACAAACACCAAUGAUUAUAUCAAUAGAACAAAAUGGAACACAUUUAGUCAUCUUAGGUGAUGGAUUUAGUUCAUCAAAAGAAGAAAACAAAGUAUUGAUUGGCGAACAAGGUUCAUGUAAUGUCACCGAUGCUAAUCAAACGUACAUUAUUUGUGAAAUUAGCUAUGCACCAUCGGGUUCACAGAUGGUGCGAGUUAAUGUUAUUAAUAAAGGUUUUGCAUCAAGCAAUACUAAUCUCACAGUUAAUGUCUCUCUAACUAUUCAUUCGUUUGAUCCACCAGCAGGAGGAAUUGGCGGAGGUUAUUCAUUAAGAAUUGUGGGUAAUGGCUUUUCACCGAACACGAUUAUUACUGUGGACGGAAAAUUGUGUAUUAACUCUCAAUUGAUGAGUUAUUCGUCGAUUCGCUGUACUGUACCUCCUUCUAUGUCAUACAAUGAUCGCCAGGUUAUCCUAUCUGCUGUUGAUGGACAAAUGUUGGUGAAUGCAUCAACACUAUUUACAUAUAAUUCAACUAAUCAGCCUUUUAUUAUGUCUAUCCAACCAUCUGUUGUUACAAUGGCCGGCGGGAGAGUGAAUAUAAAUGGCUCAGGCUUUGGAAAUCAAUCCUUCUCCGUGUAUGUUGGUUCAAAGAGUGCUACCAUUGUAUCAUCGUACAUGAAUUUGAUUCGAAUCGAUUUACCUCAGUUACCACCCGGCCUUUAUCCCAUUAUCAUUAGUACGUCAACAGGCUUUGUUCAAUCUCCUACUCCUAUCGAAUAUCGAUUUUAUAUCCAACAAAUUAAACCUUCGAUUAAUUCAUUAUAUGGCGGCAGUGAUGUUUAUAUCGACGGUGUUGAUUUCCCUAACGGGACAUCGGUUCAAUUUCGUAACGAAAACAAUCGUCUUCUUUCAUGCGACAUCAUUUCUCUGCAAUCCAAUCAAAUACAUUGUCAAGCACCAUCAUUUGUCCAACAAGUAACGAUCACAGCUGAUGGUGUUCAUCCAUCAUAUGGUCCUGGUUUUGCUUGGUCACCUCAACGACAAACUGUACAGCAAGGUGCCAUCGUUACCUGGAAAUGGGAUUCGUCAGUGAACCUUGUGACACGUCAAUAUAGAAUUCAGCAAGUAGCCAACGCUUAUAGUACAGAUCCAGUUGUCGAUGGCUUUGAUUCUGGUAGCGCAACUUCGUCAGGUACAUUUUCCCAUCAAUUCAAUUCGUUAGGUACUUACUAUUAUUGGUCACCAUCGAUUACACCGUAUCGAGAUAUAUCCAUUCGUGGCAUCAUCGACGUUAUCCCAUCGGAAUCAGAAGUAUGGACGGUUGAAGUAGUUUCAAAUGGAAACAACGCUCAAGCAUGUGUCUUUCCAUUUACAUAUGAUUCGGUGACUUAUACAAAUUGCACUUUGGAAAAUGAUACUCAGCCAUGGUGUUCUCCAACAUCAAUAUACACAGGUCAACGACUCUAUUGUAAACCAGCAGUUUCUGCAUCAUCGAAUGCAUCAUGUACAUCGAAUAUUUUCGACGAAAAUCUAUGCAAUCAAACAUCAGCAUCAUCUCUCGGACCAUCACAGAUCCUAGUUAGCCAAUGUACAUCGGAUACUGUUCUUUCGAUCUCACCUACCAAUGGUAUUAUUGGAACUUUGUUGACAGUAACAGGAACGAACUUUUCUGGAAAUAUGUGUGAAUAUGAUAUUCAAAUAGGCACAUCUUACCAUUGUCCGAUUGUAAAUAUGACAUCAACUGAACUUAUCUGUCAAAUAACAUCUGGUUCAAUGCUGAGUGGUACCAUUGCUUAUACUGUUCGCGUAGCUCGCCGUGAUUACGGUUAUUUGAACAGGCAAAGUCUAUUAUGGUUCAGAUUUGAGGCAUCAAUAUCAAACAUUACUCCCAUGAUUGGUUCGAUCUAUGGUGGCACCGAAGUAACAAUUGAGGGUGUCGGAUUCAUUCCAGGAUCCACACGUCUAUUUAUCGGUACUACUGAAUAUACGAAUGUUACAAAUGUAUCUUACUCGAAAAUUGUAUUCAAAACUUUACUACAACCAUUAUAUGUCAAUUAUAAUUACACCGUCAGUGUGGCAGUUCGUGAUACUCUCAUUCUGUGUUCAAUGCCAUCGUGUGUUUUCUCUUGGUCAACAAGUGUAACACCGUAUCUUGAUUCAGUGACUCCACAAGUCAUUAAUAGCUCGACAAAUCUUACCUUUACUGGUCGAAAUUUGCUCAUUAAUAACAAUACCACAGACAUACAUGCACGUGUGUAUAUAAAUAACAAUAUUUGCAAUGUUAGCCAAGUGACAAAUGACUCGUUAAUUUGUUCAAUCACUGGUGUAGAGAUGGGUGUUCAUCAAGUUAUAGCAUUCAUCGAUGGUAUUGGACAAGUCAUCUCUUCUCUCAAUAUCACAUCACUAGGCAUUCUAUCCAGCUUAUCACCGUCUACGACUGGUAUCUACGGUGGCGCUCAAAUGAGCAUCUUUGGUAAUGGAUUUUCUAAUACGAUUGGAAAUAUUCAAGUAAUGAUUGGUGAAAAUUCAUGCCGUGUUGUUCGAGCAACAGUAAACGAAAUUCGAUGUAUCAUUCCUGCUCAAGGCAAUAGUUCGGAUCAGGCUAACGUCACAGUUAUCACGAAUAACCUCACUUUAGACUCGUCACUUUUGUUUAGCUACAAUAAUUCACUAACACCGAUAGUCACAUCUAUUUAUUCAACUUCGGAAAAUAGUUCAACUGUACUUACAAUUAAUGGGGAUCAUUUCAUAGUUGGAAACACGACUGUAUUUGUUGGAAAUUUCCCCUGUAAUAUUACGAACAUGUCUGUUAUGUCUAUCCUAUGCACAGUUAGCCCAUAUCAACCAGCUGGGCAUCAUCCAGUAGUUGUCUAUGUGACUGAUAGCGGUAUGUCUAACUCUGAUCGCAACUACACUUAUGAUCUCCGUGUGAACCGCAUAUCACCUACGGAAGGAGGCUACGGCAGUAGUCUUCACAUUCACAUCGAAGGUGAUGGAUUCAACAGUACGAAUAUAAACGUUCGUAUGUGUAAUCGAUCAUGUUUAUCAGUACAAAUUUUAUCGAAUACUCGAAUGAUCUGUGAAACGCCUGAUAUAUUAAUGAAUGAAACAGCAUAUUCCUGUAAUUUAACUGUAACUGUGGAUGAUAUGAGUCAAAGUCAAAUGUUUACUUAUGCAGCAAAUCUAACAGCACGAAUAACAUCAAUUAGUCCACAGCGAGGAGGAACUGGUGGUGGUACGAUAGUUACUAUCAAUGGUACUAACUUUCCGUAUUCGUCGAAUGAGACCAGGGUGACUAUUGAUGAUGCAAAUUGUUCUGUAGUAUCAGUUAAUUCAACAAGUAUCACAUGUGAAACAGGCUUCCAUUUACGAACGAAUCUAAAUGCAGCUGUGCGCGUCUAUUUCGGUGGUAGUACUUCUGCUAUCAGCGAUGUUACAUUCGCUUACAUAGACUUAUGGUCAAGUCCAUGGACAUGGGGUGGCGAUGUCCCACCAGAAGCCGGCACGAUUGUAUCAAUCGAAAAUGGCACUACAGUCUAUUUAGAUAUUUCAACACCUAUACUGAAAGCAUUAGUGAUCGAUAAUGCUACAUUGAUUUUUGACGAAAAAGAUAUUAGCUUGAAUGCAGAAUAUAUCAUUAUUGUAAAUGGUGGGCGUUUACAAAUCGGCACUGAAACAGAACCAUUUCAACAUCGUGCUAUUAUCACGAUGUAUGGAAAUUUACGAGCGACUCAAUUACCUAUUUUUGGUGCGAAAGUAUUAGCCGUACGUCACGGCAUACUCGAUAUGCAUGGACAGACGACAGCCACAACGUGGACAAAGUUAGACAAGACAGCUGAAAGCGGUUCAUCAAUAAUUACUCUUCAACAUUCAGUUAACUGGACAAUCGAUAGUCAAAUAAUCAUUGCUACUACUAGUAAUUUUGCCAGUCAAAAUGAGAGUGAAGUUCGUCGAGUAACAAAUAUUUCGUCGGAUGGACGGACGCUAACACUCGAUAGACCAUUAGACUUUACCCAUUUGGGCGUUGUUCUUCAGUUCAAUGCAACAACUAUCGAAGUUCGUGCUGAAGUUGGACUUCUAUCGCAUAACAUCAUUUUUCAAGGCACGUUUACCACCACACAAAAUUUUUCAGUAGUUGAGUGUACCUCCAGUUUCACUCAUGACAUUUUUACUAUCGACACAUGUUCAUCAGGCCAAUAUAAUAAUGAAGUCGGUUUGGAUAAAUUUGGUGCAGUGAUCAUAGCUGGCCCCGAUACACAAUAUAUCGACACUCAAGAAGUUCUGAUUCGCAUCUCAAAUGUUGAAUUAUUCAAUGUGGGUCAAAAUAAUGUUAGUCGAAAAUACGAUCAAAAUAAAUAUCGUUUUCCAAUAUACUUCCGUAAAAACGGAAACAUAAGCAUGUCCUAUGUCAAAUCAUCAUCAAUUCAUCUAUCACACAAUCGUGCGAUCGGUAUUCAUCUUAGUAACUAUGUUACUAUCGAAGAUAAUGUUGUCUAUGAUAUUUCGGGACACGGUAUUCAUCUCAAUGAUGGUAGAGAGAUUGGCAACGUCUUUCGAAGUAAUUUGCUAGUUUGGGUUCGAGGACUUUCGAGUCUUCUCGACGAAGACGUUACACCGGCUGCUUUUUGGUUAACCAAUCCCAAUAAUACAUUGGAGCAUAAUGCUGUAGCUGGUUGUACUCAUUACGGCUACUGGUAUCGAUUGGUUCCGAUAAUUGAUGAAUCAUCAAAUAGCACAAUUAAAGAAUACUAUCCGUACAAACAACCAUUUGGUGUUUUUUAUAACAAUAGUGUUCACAGCACAGGUUUAUAUGGCGUGUGGAUCUAUCCGGAAUACGCACCGACUAUCUCGGGCAGUUCAUCUGAUAAUAGCUCAUCGAAAGCUAGUUUUGAAGGAGUAGUGUCGUGGAAAAAUAGAAAAGGCAUUGAAUACUACAAGUCAAAACCUAUUCAGAUUACGGAUUCACUCUUUUUUGAUAACACAGAUGCGAGUGUUAGUUGUAUCUAUGUGUUUUCUCAAGAGAACUCUGGCUUUUCGCAAAAUCUCAUAAGAUCCUAUGAUAUCGAGAAUAGCUCAUCCGUGAUCAAUUCUAUAAUUAUCGCCUACUCGAAUGUUUCAAAUGAAGCUAUAGCGGAAGCAGUAGUUGGUCUGAUCAUUCCAAGUGAUCGUGAUUUUCGUGUCUAUAAUGUUGCAUUUAUCAACUUUCUGAAAAACAGUACGAUACCUAUUAUUGGACCAAUUUAUGUCGAGCCAUGCAAUGAUCAUUGUGCAGGUUACACAACUAAAUUUGCAAACUUAUCAUUCACUAAUGUUCAACUUCGUGCGAAAUUUCGGUGGGAUUACGAUGGUAUAUACGUUGAUGAAGAUGGAACGUUAACUAGUCAAAAUCAAUCAAUGAUUGUAUUAACACAGAAUGGUCUAAAUAACGAAUCAUCUUCGUGUGCACCAACUUCUUUGUUUGAAAAUGCUGUCCAAUGCCCGCUAUCAAAUGGGCCAUGGAUUCGCAUGACUUUAACUGAGAACUACAAUGUUUACGGUGGUAGAAAUAAUGGGCCAUUGUUCAUAACUGAUGAUAACAAUCACACAACGUAUGUGCCAUGGACUGAAGGAGGACUUUCUUAUGCCAAAGGGUAUGUCACAGCGUUGCAAGUAAAUAGGACAUACCAUAUUGACUAUAGCGAUUCUCGAAGUUGGUUAUACCAUGAGUAUUGGAUUACGCUUUAUGAUAUGGCUCCCGGUGAUUACAUUAUUAUUAAGCACAAUAUGGACAGCAAGCCUGACAGCGGAUAUUUCUACUCGCCGAUGACAUCAUAUUCUAGUUUUAGUUUCAGUGGCGCUUCAAUGUACGAUUCCGAAAACAAAACUUUUUCUUACAUAAUUAAGAAUCCACCAACAUCCAACACACCAUAUGAUGUUCAGUUACGAGUAAAUUUUAAUAAAUACAGCGGCGGUGGUGGAGGAGGCGGUGGUGGUGGCGGUGGAAUCAUAACCCAAACGGAAUGUUUCUAUCCCACGACGAGAUACUGGUCAAAUAAUGCUGACUGGACAGAGCAGCAAACAUAUCCUAAUUGGUAUAAACAAAAACCGGGUGAUUAUCAAAACAUCACUAUUCCUUGGUGCUAUCAAAUGAUCAUUGAUCAACCAUUGCCACGCAUUCAAAUGCUAAGAAUCGAGGGCACUCUUGAAUUUCUAUCGGGAAGAAAUCACACGAUGUACGUUGACAAUAUCGUUAUUGAUGGCGGACGAUUAAUUGCCGGUUCAGAACAGAGUCCAUUUGUUCAAAACAUCGAUAUAAUCUUACCUGCUAGCGGUACAAUCACGAGCACUUUAAGUAAUACAUCACGAUCUGCUUAUACAACAGCGUAUGUUGAUAAAAGUGGUCUCGAUUUGCAUGGAUCAACGCAUAAUAUCACAUGGACGCGUAUUGCUGAUACUGUGCAACCAGGUAAUUAUUCUAUUACAUUAGCGGAAUCAGUCGAUUGGCAAAUCGGUGAUGAAUUUGUGAUAACAACAACCGAUACAAGUAUAUCACAUACAGAAAGACAUCGCAUUGCCGGGAUAACAAACAACAGAAUUAUACGUACAACAAAGCCGUUGAGUUAUACUCAUCAAGUUAUUCGACGUUCAUUUUCUAAUGGAUCGUCUGUUUAUAUCGCUGCUGCCGUUGGUUUAUUGACGCGUAAUAUACGCAUCAUUAGCACUGGUGUACAAUCCGAUCGAGCCAGUGUAAAAAUUUCUAUUGUUAACACUUCGUCAAUUUACAGACCUAACAUCUUCCAUGUUAGUUUAUCAAACGUACAAUUUAUUGGUAUUGGAGAAUUCAGCGACUCAUCGUCAGAGAUUGAAAAAUCCGGUAUAUUUAUCAGUAGUAUAAAUGCAUCUAAGUCUGCAUGGCCUACAUAUAUUCGUGGAUGUUCAUUUGAUGGUGGAUUUAACACUGCAGUAAGCCUUAAAAGUACACAUUUCAUGUCGAUUGCAAAUAAUGUUAUCUACAACACAUAUCGAUCGGCACUGACGAUAAUUUCUGGAAGAAAUAAUAUCAUCGACAGCAAUUUGGUCACAACUGUAUAUUGGUCAGGUACAGCUCAAUCUCGUUCAGUAGCGGAAAAGAACACAGACUACGAUGCGGCAAUAACGACUGAUAAAACCACGAGUGUUGUUAUGACAAACAACUUAGUUGCCGGUGUGGAACGAUUAGCUUUUCGUAUCAAGGGUGAUGUAUGUCCUGGUGUAAUUAUUCCCAGUUAUAUCAAUAAUACGCAUUCGAACAACGAAGUUCAUUCAGCAAUGGCUGGUGUUAGUAUUUGGCCAAACGAUCGAGGAUCUGUUUUUGAUCGACAAUGCCUCCUUAUCAAAGGCUUCAAAGUUUACAAAGCAUGGUACUACGGUUUGUACAUUAAUUCAAUUCGAAACGUAACUAUUGACUCAUGCACAUCAGUCGACAAUUAUAUCGGUAUAUUCGCGUUUGUCGUUGGACCAGCAGCCGAAUCGCAUCAAAUUUCACGCAGUCGUGUUGUAAUACAAAAUUCAGUUAUCGUUGGAUCGAUAACUCCAAAUGAUUGCAAUGACAAAAUCAAUCUGAGUUCGUCAAAUAUUCAAUAUUCAACGAUAGCGAUGCCGACCGUAUCACAAGAUCCACUUAUAAAUGGAAAUGGUAGUAGGGUUGGUGUUGUAUAUCCACUUUUUUCGAUAUCUAAUGGAGCACCUAUACAAAGUUGGACAAACACUAUUUCUAAUCCGUCUCUUGAUGGAUCGACAUCGAUUAGAAAUACGACUAUUGCACUCUUCAAUGAUGUUUGUGGCCGACAUGACACGGUUAUUCAAGUGCCUCAAAGUAAUACUGAUGCGAAAUUUCCUAUUGAAACAUCUUCAAUAUCUCGAUACAAUGUAUCGGAUUCCAACAUAAUCUUUAACGGAGAACCAGAUAUAGCGGAGCGAGAACCCGCCAUUUGUAAUAAUGGCAUUUAUUGCGAUGGUCGAAAAAAGAAUUUGCUUAAGGAUCUCGACGGUACUAUAUUUAGUGCCCCUACUAGUGCCAUUUCUCAAGCAGAUAUUUUUGGAAAUACGCCAGGUCGUGGUAUUGAUGAUAAUGAGAUCCCGUCUGCGGCAAAAACUGAUUUAUCAGGACAGCAAAUUAAUAUUUCUGUAGAGUAUCCAUAUCGUGGUAUCGCUCGUAGUCUUGCAUGCUCUCUUCAAAAAGCAUUGCCAAUGUAUAUUUGCGACCACAAGACUGAUUAUUACUUGUUAAUCAUUGAGAGUAUGGUUUCUUAUGACAAAGCCCGUACUCUCGCACCUGUUGCAAUAUUGUCUGCUAGUGGUUAUAUUGAUCUACUCGCUGGGCCCAGACUUUAUCAGUCGACACGUUUACCAACAUUUACAGCAAUUGUCCAUUCUGAUAUUACUUAUAAAAUCUAUUUUCAUGAUUACCCGCCACAACACAUACGGUUUCGUUUAAUUAAUGCGAAUCCAUCAGUUAGAUGCAUUGUAGCUGUUUAUUACAACUCAAUACAACAAAUCGAUGUUUAUGCUAAUGGUACAUAUGUAUCACCAACUAAUCGAAAUCAGUCCACUGUACUAACGUUGCUCGAUGAGCCCAAUAAAGUGAAUCUGUCAUCCCCAAUUGGAGCCAACUAUUACGAUAGAACAUAUCGAUUGCUCUAUUUCCUAAUCACUGGUGACACUACAAUCGAAGCAAAAGAAUCAUCACUGCUUAUUCUUGGCUUUGGUUUACGGGCAUUGAAUGAUUCUACGUUUUAUACGGAUAAUGUUGCUAGUAACCUAGCUUACGUGUUCGGCUUUGAUCGAACCAAAAUUCGACGCGUGAAAAUCGUCAAAGAAUCUCGUACAGGCCGCAGCUCCAAUAAUGAGGAAUCGAGUGUAUUACUUAUCGAAAUUCGUGAUGAACCUCGGUUUUCUUUACAAUCAACUGGUAGCCUUAGCUCGGAAGUUCUGUCGAUUAUUGCUGCAAAGAUCAUCAAUACCUAUCAAUCUGGUGAAUUGACUCAAAACUGGAAAAAUUACAAUAUCACAGGUGAUAUAGUUCCCACUAGUUUGAAUGUUCAGGAACCAUUGAAUGAUUCAAAUAUCAACUUACGCAUUAUUAAUCGAACUAAACUUUGGACAGUACCCGAUCAAUGUCGUCAACAAAGUCCAUGCACUAUUCAACCAAUUAUUAUUGCCUACGACUCGGACGGUAACGUCAUUGAAAAAUUGGGUUCAAACGAUCAUCCUUGGCAAGUUAAAGCUACGAUUGUUAAUCAACCAAAUGUCACCUUACCCGGUGCUAUCGCUAAUUAUACAAACGGACAGACACAAUAUACACUUUUUGGUUUACCAAAUAUUGGUACAUUUGAAGUUCAAUUCGCAUUUAUUAAACCAGAUGGUUCUAACAGUUCAUUUUUUCAAAAUGCGAAUCUUACUGUUCAGACUGAUCCUAUCACUGUGACAAAUGCUACUUUAGCUGGUCAACAACUGAACAAUGUCUAUGUGAUUAAUAUUAGUCAAGCAUUCGACAUAUCUAUUCUACUUAUUGAUAACGUCACUCGUCGUCAAAUAGGACAGACUCAAUGGGAUGAUUGGAAAUGGACAGCUAAUGUCACAAUUUAUACUCUUCCGAAAUUUCAACCUCAAGGCACAGUAAUCAAACUUAAUACCUCGAGAUCUUUACUCAGUCGACCAAAUAAACCCGUUACCAUACCUGAUUUGACCAUCGAUAGCCUUGGCAUGUAUAUAUUAAAUAUAUUGUUAGUAUCAACAAAUAAUCAAUAUAUUGUGACCUUGACAUCAAAUGGUAUUCUUGUGAAAAAUGCCUUUCAGGGUACUAGUGGCAUUGAUGACUAUGAUACUGAUAAUUUCGUAACUGAUGUCAACUAUCUGACUAGUAAUAUAACGUUUGUGAAUAAUUACGAUGAUCUCAAAGCUUCGAAUCAACUUGAAAUAAAACGAGCCAUGAUUUACAAUUAUUUGUUGAGUAUUAGUAUGCCAUUGAUUAGUGAUGUUGUUUUAAAAGAAGGAGAGAUGGUUGUAUUGUUUCAAGUGGACGCACUUCCUGUGGAUAUUGACCGAGCAGUAACCACGAUUUUAUCCAAUCCCAAUGUCAUACCUGAUUUAACCGUUUCCUCCGUGAACAUUAACGGUCGUUCGUAUUCAGUUUCGCCUACAACAAAUCAAAACAUGAAGCCAAAUGACGACAAUAAAACUAGCUUACUUGUUGGUAUCCCUGUGGGUGUGAUUGGUAUCAUUAUCAUAGUUGGCAUAGUUGGCGCAACUGUAUAUUUUUUCCAGAACAGAAAACAAAAACAGACGAAAGAUAAAUAUUCACAAGAUGAAGUCGGUAUUCGGCAACGUAUGGAUGGAGUCAUACAUGAAUUCACAGAGCUUAAUUUGGAUGUAGCUGAAUAA
Molecule: messenger RNA, 13545 nt
Organism: Adineta ricciae
Lineage: Eukaryota; Metazoa; Rotifera; Eurotatoria; Adinetida; Adinetidae
Source: the annotation of a GenBank genome assembly